CUCUCGCUCCCUUCCUCCCUCCCUCGAACCGAACAGUGAACAUUCACAUCGUGGAUCCGCUAACAGGCACAGAUGUCAUGUGAAAACGCACAUGCUCUGCUAUCCACACCUCCUUUCUUUUCUAUUUCCUCUUUUUUUUAUCUCUCUCUCUCUCCCCUUUGAUUCUUCUCUCCCUGGUCUUUGUAACUAACAAAACCACCACCAACUCCUCCUCCUGCCGCUGCCCUUUCCUCCACCUCCUCCUCCUCCUCCUCCUCUUCAGUCUAAGUGAUCACAAAAGAAAUCUUCUGAGCCGGAGGCGGUGGCAUUUUUUUUUUUUUUUAAAGCAAGCACAUUGGAGAGAAAGGGAAAAAAAAGAAAAAAACAAAACAAAAGCAAAACAAAACCCAGGCACCAGCCAGGCAGCACAUUUAUUUUUUUCCACCCUUCCUGAAAACAAACAAACAACCAAACAACCACCCAAACAGUCAUCAGCACCAUCAUCAAAACUGUUAACCCAGCAGCGGCGGCGGCGGCGGCGGCAGCCAACGUCACCCUCCGGCCACAGCGCCCGCCUCAAUGGUUUUCUCCGCGGAGCAGCUCUUCGCCAACCACCUUCUUCUUCCCUCGUGCUGAGCAGGAUUUGGGGGCUCUCCGGGGUGCGGGCUGGGAGCAGCUUCAUGCCUACGCGGAGCGGGAGAGCAGCGGCCACACCAUGCGAGCACAAAUUGAAGUGAUACCAUGCAAAAUUUGUGGCGAUAAGUCCUCCGGGAUCCACUACGGAGUCAUCACGUGUGAAGGCUGCAAGGGAUUCUUUAGGAGGAGCCAGCAGAACAAUGCCUCUUACUCCUGCCCAAGGCAGAGAAACUGUUUAAUUGACAGAACCAACAGAAACCGUUGCCAACACUGCCGACUGCAGAAGUGUCUUGCCCUAGGAAUGUCAAGAGAUGCUGUGAAGUUCGGGAGGAUGUCCAAAAAGCAGAGGGACAGCCUGUACGCCGAGGUGCAGAAGCACCAGCAGCGGCUGCAGGAGCAGCGGCAGCAGCAGAGCGGGGAGGCGGAAGCCCUGGCCAGGGUGUACGGCAGCAGCAUCAGCAACAGCCUCAGCAGCCUGAACAACGAGGCCGGCGGCACUUACGCCAAUGGACAUGUCAUUGACCUGCCCAAAUCCGAGGGCUAUUACAGCGUGGAUUCUGGCCAGCCAUCCCCCGAUCAGUCAGGACUGGACAUGACUGGGAUCAAACAGAUAAAGCAAGAACCCAUCUAUGACCUCACGUCCGUAUCCAACUUGUUUACCUAUAGCUCUUUCAACAACGGGCAGUUAGCACCAGGGAUAACUAUGACUGAAAUCGAUCGAAUUGCACAGAACAUCAUUAAGUCCCACUUGGAGACAUGUCAAUACACCAUGGAGGAGCUACACCAGCUGGCGUGGCAGACCCACACCUAUGAAGAAAUUAAAGCGUAUCAAAGCAAGUCCAGGGAAGCACUAUGGCAGCAAUGUGCCAUCCAGAUCACUCACGCCAUCCAGUACGUGGUAGAGUUUGCAAAGCGGAUAACGGGCUUCAUGGAACUCUGUCAAAAUGAUCAGAUCCUACUUCUGAAGUCAGGUUGCUUGGAAGUGGUUUUAGUGAGAAUGUGCCGUGCCUUCAACCCAUUAAACAACACUGUUCUGUUUGAAGGAAAAUAUGGAGGAAUGCAAAUGUUCAAAGCCUUAGGUUCUGAUGACCUAGUGAAUGAAGCAUUUGACUUUGCAAAGAAUCUGUGCUCCUUGCACCUGACUGAGGAGGAGAUUGCUUUGUUCUCAUCUGCUGUUCUGAUAUCUCCAGACCGAGCCUGGCUGAUAGAACCAAGGAAGGUCCAGAAGCUUCAGGAAAAGAUUUAUUUUGCACUUCAACAUGUGAUUCAGAAGAAUCACCUGGAUGAUGAGACCUUGGCAAAGUUAAUAGCCAAGAUACCGACCAUCACGGCAGUUUGCAACUUGCACGGGGAGAAGCUGCAGGUAUUUAAGCAAUCGCAUCCAGACAUAGUGAAUACACUCUUUCCUCCGUUAUACAAGGAGCUCUUUAAUCCUGACUGUGCCACCGUCUGCAAAUGAAGGCAGCGACAGAACUAUCUCGUGGUCCUGGAAUGCAUCACCAUUAACACAAAAGCAAUGUGUUCGUGAAGACUUAAGGAAAAUGUCACUACUGCAACAUUAGGAAUGUCCUGCACUUAAUAGAAUUAUUUUUCACCGCUACAGAUGGAAGAAUGUAAAUAUGCACCUGAGUGGGGCUCUUUUAUUUGUUUGUUUGUUUUUGAAAUGACCAUAAAUAUACAAAUAUAGGACACUGGGUGUUAUCUCUCUCUCUCUCUCUCUCUCUCUUUUUUUUUUUUUUUUUUUUUUUUGUAAUUUUAUUCGGGUAUGUUUUGGGAGAUAAUUGUUUAUAGAAUUUUAUUGUAGAUAUAUAAGAGAACAGAGCGGUACUUUACAUGAUUACUUUUCCUGUUGAUUGUUCAAAUAUAAUUUAAGAAAAUUCCACUGAAUAGGUUUUCCUAUUUCUAUGUUUUUAGGUAGCUGAUGCAUGUGUAAAUUUGUAGCUGUCUUGGAAAGCAUUGUGCAUAAUGUAAUAAGUAUAUAAUAUCUGGGAAUAUUAUAUAUGACAAUUACUUAUACAUGCACAUGCACUGUGGCUUAAAAUAUCAUACCUACUAUCAAAGGGGGUUCAGUCAGGCUCUCUUAUAUUAUUUACCUUCUGUGUUAUAUGUUACCUUUAUGUUAGACAAUCGGGAUUUUGUUUUCCCAACCAGAGUGUCAGUGGCAAGAUAGUACCAAUACAGAAAUAAGUCUGCAAAGGAAGUCUGCAAAGGAAGCAUGGCCUCUGUAUAAAAACUCUGCUUCUAUCAAUGACAUCAAAGCCUUGUCAAGAUGGUACACAUUGGAGGGGAAAUUUAAGUGUUUGGAGCCAUUUUCCUGUUUUAAGAAUUAGGCCACAGGUAAUAUUGUGGAGGCCAGGACUUUUUUGACCAAACAAUAGAUUUUCACUGGGACACACAAAACACUUUUUUUCUUUGGAUUUCAGGUUAUGAAGGAAACUUUAUUUUGGUGCUUACUGUGUCUUCAACAGAGAAAUACCAUCUGUAGAUUAAAAUCACCAGCAAUUUUUUCUAAUGAAAUUGGAGUAAAUCAGAAGCUAGGGUCCCAAUGCCAUUUCAUGCAAACAUUUUCUCUCUAACCAUUUUUCUUUUUGGCAAAGAAGAAGUAGAAAGAAAAUAUACAAAGUAAAGAAGUAGUUCUUUAUAUCCAUUUUCUUUAAUAAUUUUGUUAGAAAAAGCAGCAAUAAAGGGAAGGCAGGACUUUAUAUGUCCUUUAAUCAGGAGCCUCUGGUUUUUUUUCCAAUUCCCAAACCUUGCAUUAUAAAAAUAUGGCAAAAACUUGACAGAUUGUAAAAAAAUUAUCUGAGUUAUUAUAUAAAAGAAAUACACCCCGAAGCCAAACUCUUUCCUAGGCGGUUUGAAAUUACAUUCUCCAUCUAGCCUGAGAUUAUUUUCUUAGCAUCUUUUAAAAGAUCGGAAGAGGUGAAAUAAGGAUUAGAGAAUUUAAACUUCCUAGUACAAAUUCUCACUUCUCCACCUGCUCUUCAAUCAAACUGAUCACCAGGAAACAAAAAACCAACAAAAACCCACACAUAAAUUCUAUGGAGUUUGUUCUACUUGUGGUCUGAGGCCUUAUAUUUAUGGACUCAUUUUAUCCAAAAUUGGGUUUUUAAAAAAGGGAGAGGAGAGCUUUAUGUAUAAAACAAUGAAAAUGAUGAUUUCCUGUAAGUAUAGCCCAGUCCCUUAAUCCUUUCAAACACACACACACACACACACACACACACACACACACACAUGCACACGCACACGCAAGCAUGCACACCUGCUUUGUAAAGUUGCCAUCAGUAGAAGCUUUGAGUUCUUGGUUCAUCUUUUAUGCUUUCCUGAGUUACAUGGUGUAGAGCCCUCGCCUCGAUGCCACAGAACUCCUCACUGGUGAUCAAACAGAAGUGCAGCCUUUUCUUUUAGAAAACAGUCUUUUUCCACCUCAUGAUUGAUGAAUUCCAAACCAAUGGGGGAAAACAAAAAGGCUUUAAAAUAAUGAAUCUCUUUCUCAACUACUGUUAUAUUCAAUUAAUUUAACUACAUUGGACCAAAUUAACUUCAGUGUCUAAGAAGACAGCUGUAGACUGCUUAUUAUGCUGCUACAGGGACUCAAUUCUUUUUGGUGUAAAUGUCACUCCUGCUAGCUCUUUGUAUAAAGAAUUAAUUCCAAGAGUCAUAUUUCCUUCUAAUGGAAAGAUUACUUUACUGAUUGCUAGGAAAACAGGGUAAUGGAAGGCACUCAAUUAAACCAAGCCGUUUCCAAAUGCAAUGUAUGUUUUAUGAUUGGCUUGUGAUAGGCGCGACAUUUAAUGUGUCUACUUGGUGUUUCCCUUUGAGCUUUGAACUUAUGUCAAAGUUUGUUUUCAUUGUUCUGUUGGCCUGGUGUUCUCCAUUGUCAGCCUGUAAUGCCUGCUCAGUUGCAAAGAGGAUGGUUUACCUUGGAGGGUUUAAAUUGGCCCAGUUGAUGAAGUGGCUAAGGAUUUUUUCCUCCCUCGUCCCAUGGGUGAUGUAGGAAAAGAGAUUGCUCCCCACAUUUGCCUCAGGAGGUACUGGAUUUGAAUUUGUGUCGUUUCCACUAGUGCAGGCAUUUAAUUGGGACUGCAUGAACCUUUUGAAGUGAGGGGAUAGGAAACAGCUAGAGACUGAACCGGAACAGAGCAGUGGAAACCAGUAUGCGCUCAGCCCACUUUGGCUGAGAAACGAGAUUUCCGUUCUCCCCCACGGUGGCCAAAUCGGUCCCUUAAAAGACAACCGAGACAUACUUUUGAUGGUAACAAAGCACUUUUACAAGCUGCCCUUUAAACAUCUGCUGUGACUCCCGCUCGAGGUAUUUUGAAAGUUGGGUUAAGAACAACUUCCUUUACCACACGCGAUCCUCGUCCCUUCCCCGUGACCACUCACAAAUGUUCACAACACAUUCAUGGCAAAGUGUGCACUGGAAAAAAUGACCCACGAGCCCUACUUUUUACUCCAUGCUUCGUAAAUGACAAUCACUGCUUGAUGCAGAUGUUGCACUGUAUCCACUCAGGGAUGUUUUAUUUCAAAAAAUAAAAAAUAAAAAGGUACAUCCAGAAGGAAGGGGAGG
This is a messenger RNA of Pipistrellus kuhlii (Kuhl's pipistrelle), 5182 nucleotides long. It is a transcript of the gene RORB, whose product is annotated as RAR related orphan receptor B. Gene Ontology annotation, cellular component: nucleus. The record is from RefSeq and is a predicted model, not a curated record. The coding region runs from base 695 to 2074 and encodes 459 amino acids. Gene Ontology annotation, molecular function: zinc ion binding; RNA polymerase II cis-regulatory region sequence-specific DNA binding; nuclear receptor activity. Gene Ontology annotation, biological process: regulation of transcription by RNA polymerase II. The transcript has 10 exons. Lineage: Eukaryota; Metazoa; Chordata; Mammalia; Chiroptera; Vespertilionidae.